AUGGGGAAACAGAAGAGAGGAGUCGACUUGACGGUUGCAGUUCCUCUCCCCCCAACCAACCCAGCCGCCCCCCUCCCUCUCCCUGCGCCUUGGUCUUCAGAGGGAAUCUUAUUCUCGGAUCUCGAGCGCGUCCGCCUCAUUGGCUCCGGCGUCAGCGGCAAAGUUUGGAUGGUCCGGCAUAAAAUCUCCAACAAACUCUAUGCCUUGAAGUGCAUUCUAGGAUCCUGGGAUGAAGACACUCACCGGCAACACUGCAGUGAAAUAGAGAUACUCCGGACUGCCAACAGUCCCUUCAUUGUCCGUUGUCAUGGCUUUAAUGACAACGCCGCCGGUGAUAUUGAGCUCCUCCUCGAGUUCAUGGACGGUGGCUCUCUUGAAGGCCAUCCCAUAGCUGUCGAGCCUCUCCUUGCUGAAGUCGCUCGGCAAGUGCUAUCCGCGUUAGCCUACCUCCACAGCCGCAAGAUAGUCCACCGCGACAUCAAACCCGCCAACAUUCUCAUUGACAAUCACGGGUUAUUCAAAAUUGCGGAUUUUGGUCUCAGCUGCAUGGUCUCCCCAACAACAAUGGGUUGCAAGACCUUAUGUGGCACCAUCUCGUACUUGGGCCCGGAAUGUUUCAACAACUCAGGGUUUUACGGUGGCUUUGCGAGUGAUACCUGGAGCUUCGGUAUUACACUUCUUGAAUGCUAUCUUGGGUAUUAUCCUUUCGGCGAGAGUGUCAAGAAGAAUGGUUUGAUGAUGUUAGCCAUAUGCAAGAAGGAACCUCCAAAACCUCCAGAGACAAGCAUCUUCCAAUUUCCGUGA
Dioscorea cayenensis subsp. rotundata (Guinea yam) is the source of this 804-nucleotide messenger RNA. RefSeq names its product mitogen-activated protein kinase kinase 4-like. Gene Ontology annotation, molecular function: protein serine/threonine kinase activity; ATP binding. The transcript has a single exon. The record is from RefSeq and is a predicted model, not a curated record. Lineage: Eukaryota; Viridiplantae; Streptophyta; Magnoliopsida; Dioscoreales; Dioscoreaceae. Gene Ontology annotation, cellular component: cytoplasm. The coding region runs from base 1 to 804 and encodes 267 amino acids. Gene Ontology annotation, biological process: protein phosphorylation.